This is a messenger RNA of Olea europaea var. sylvestris, 955 nucleotides long. Its product is annotated as 22.0 kDa class IV heat shock protein-like. Lineage: Eukaryota; Viridiplantae; Streptophyta; Magnoliopsida; Lamiales; Oleaceae. The record is from RefSeq and is a predicted model, not a curated record. The transcript has a single exon. Gene Ontology annotation, biological process: response to salt stress; protein complex oligomerization; protein folding. Bases 169 to 735 code for a protein of 188 amino acids.
ACCUGCACACGAGAAUUAUCCAGAAACCUCUCCAAUCUAUAAAUUCCACUCCUCCCGUAAUUUUCAUGAGUGCAGCACGAAACAUUUCUUCCAGUUCUCAUUUUACGGCAUCAAUUCUCCAUACUUCUGCAUACGAAUAUUCCUUUGCUUCUUUUUGUUCCUCAGAAGAUGGAUCAUAGAGGAAAAUGGAUUGUUCUGAGCCUUGUUUUACUGUCAUUCCAAGCACACGCUUUCGUUCCCUACGGCCACUCCUUGUGGGACAUAAUGUUACCUCAAGAGGACCCUUUCAAGAUCCUUGAACACUCUCCAGUCACGGUUCCAAAAGGUGCCAUUGAUCAUCAGUCCCUCGCGCUGGCACGCACAGACUGGAAAGAAACACCAGUAGCCCAUAUAAUCUCCCUCGACAUUCCCGGCAUGAAGAAGGAGGAUGUCAAGAUUGAGAUUGAAGAGAAUAGGGUGCUGAGAGUUAGCGGUGAGAGGAAGACGGAGGAGGAAGCGAAAGAUGAGAAGUGGCACAGGGCGGAGAGGACCACCGGGAAGUUCUGGAGGCAGUUUAGACUGCCGAUGAAUGCCGAUUUGGAUAAAGUGAAGGCGCAGUUGGAGAAUGGAGUGUUGAGGAUUACUGUUCCUAAAUUGGCUGAGGAAAAGAGAAGGGAGCCUAAAGUGAUCAGCAUUGUGGAGGCUGGUGGUUCCGGCGAAGACAUAAAGGCCACCGAGGCUGAAAUCAAGAGCUGAAACUUUUUAUCAGAAAGUCACAGUUUUCAAUUGUGUCACUUAAUUGUCACUUGUGAGCCCAGACCCUAAUUUUCUUUGGUUGUGUGGUCGAUGUGUUUCAUUUGUUAUCAUUCAUGCUUAUGUAUAAUCAUAUGAAAGUAUAAAACUCUAUGUGAUUUCGUAUGUACUUGAAAAUAAUGAACUUACUAUGGAGUGCAAAUUUUCUUGAUAUCAUUGGGGA